AUGCCCACCUGGGAGAACAUAGUCUUUGAUGGGCUUUCUCCCCACCCACUGGAGUCAGAUAUGCUUGAGAUUAUGCAGAGUACUUAUCGCAGUGCUGGUUUAUCACCUCCUGAUACCAUUGACCACUGGUGGCAUUCUCCGUCCAUUGGUUAUCAACUGAAUGCGGACGGGUCAGCACCAACUAUCGUAAUCAUCAACGUUCGCGAGGGUGAACCGGAUCAGCCGAAAAUGAACACCCAUUUCACCAUCAACCUCGACAGACUCUCAGUCAAAGACAGGAAGUCAAAUAGAUACAUCGAGAUCCCUGGAGAGAUAGCACCCCGCUUGAACAAGGUCAGGCAGUGGGUUUGUGACGAUAUUGCGAACAAGAAGAGACCGAGGGAGAUCGCAAGCAGCGUCACGGUGGCACUCCCAAGUGGACAGAGGCUGAGUGGGCAAAUGUUGAAGGCACUCGAAGACCGCUUGAGGAGGAUGCAGGAAUUUAACCAUCGCCUAUUCACCCAUAGCCUCCUGGAGGACGACACACUACGAGAUGUCGUUCAGUGUCCCCUCUGCUCGUCCGCCAUCGUCCAGUGUGAAGACUGCAAGGCGAUAUCUUGCUGCAGCCCCUCUUGUCAGGCACGGCGUAUAUUCGCCAUCGAAACUCAUCCCACCCGCUCGACAUCUCUAUGUCAUCCUUGCUUAGAGACGAGCUCCAAUUUGACGACAUGUCCCGAAUGCAAACAAUGGUUCCGUGCGCCCAUUGGCUUUCGAUGGUGCCUCGGCAAGCCGCUGGGGAAACGCUCGGGCCGGUCCUCAUCCCAGAUCACUCGACAGCAUCCCCCCAAAGUCAUUGGUUGUGAUGCGUGUAUACGGGAGGGACAAGAACUCCUGACUCCUUGCUCGUCUGAAACAUGCUGGUCGAGGACUGCUCCUCCAAACAUUUCCCUAGCUCAGGCAAACGCAAAAGUUAUCAUCUGCGAUGAUUGUUCUCCCGACGGUGGCGAGACGUGCGAGUGCGGGAGGAUAUGGGUCUGUGACACGUGCUUUCCGAAGCAUUCCAAGCACUCCUCCGUCUGCCCGCGCUGCAAGAAGUGCUCGUGCGGUCAGUCCGCAACAUGCAAGAAGGUCCGAGUCCAGUCAUGCAGAAACUGCGGUAACACUCCGCCUUGCGACGACUGCAUCACCGAGGCUGAGAAGAUGACGCACCCAGACGCACUGACGCGCACUUGCGAGGAUUGUGAAGCCCGGUUCUGUGAGAGCUGCUGGAAGGAAGUUGGCGUCGAGUGCGCUGGCUGCGAAGCAACCAAGGUUUGCCCAGAUUGUGCCAAGCAGUGCCAGAACGACGAGUGCGAUGGGGAGUCAUACUGUCCGAACUGUGCGCCUGACUACUGCCUCUCCUGUGAUUUCUCCAUGGAUUGGGAGUCUACGCAGCACGAGCAACGCCGCUGGGAAAUCGCUAACCAAGGGUUUUCAUUCAUGAUGCCUUUUUCUUGA
Messenger RNA from Coniophora puteana RWD-64-598 SS2, 1476 nucleotides. RefSeq lists its product as uncharacterized. NCBI's taxonomy places the organism in Eukaryota, Fungi, Basidiomycota, Agaricomycetes, Boletales, Coniophoraceae. The coding region runs from base 1 to 1476 and encodes 491 amino acids. The transcript has 3 exons. The record is from RefSeq and is a predicted model, not a curated record.